CGGCUUUAGUACUUCCAUGAACGUACACCGCACUGAAAAUGACUGUCACUCCCGCGAUCAUUAUUCUCUCCAUAUUUUGCGUUGGGAUGGAGGGAGGCUUCAACGGCAUCAUUUUCUUAUUCUUCAAGCGGACCACAAACACCUAUACCAAAAGGGAAGGAAGGAAUCAAAAAGCUGACUGGCCAUGCCCAAGCGUCUCUCAGCAGCGUCAUCAAGGGCAGUGUCACGAAAGAAUGCUGCUACUACUAGCAGUAUCAAGAGUAGUGCUAAGAGCAGCCCCAGGAAGCAACUGCUAGCAACUACGAGAUUGCUUUGGUUGGUGGCGGGAAUUUCCAUUGGGUCUUUUACGACACGAUUACUGGACCAAGCCAAUUUGUUAACGUCUCCACAACCACAACAGCCACAGCAGCCACAACAGCCUGCCAUUGACAUCGACAUUGCCAUUGACACGGCCCACGCCAAGGCAGUCACUACCACUACAACCACCACUACCACCACACAACUACACUCGGACACUACCCGAACCUUACAGAAGAAGCAACCGUUAGUGUCAUUGCCAAGUCCCGGUCGACCCCAAUUCCACGAACUACAAGACCAAAUCAGCAAACGCAUUCAUCUUUUGGAACACAACCAGCAAGCCAACAACAAGUUUCAAUUUGGAAAUUCCGCCUACAAUCGGGCCACUGUGGUCAGCAAGGCACAAAAAUGGUUGCCCUUUAAUACUCCCUUGGGAGUUAGUGCAGGCGGCCACCGCAAAGUCUGUCGCGACACGUGCUGUGUCCAAACCGUGGCCAUUUCUCUCCAACAAGACGCCCAACAACUCAUUCACUGUCGCGAUGGAUUCGAUCUCGCCGAUGCCAUGAUUGUCCACGCUAGUACCGGAAUGCGACGGGCUCCCUAUCUACACUUUCACGCUUCCUAUUUGCGACCCGAAAUAAUUCCCUGUUUGGUGCCGGGGACCAUCAUUCAACUCGAUAAUCACGUGGCAUCCAUCAUUUGGUUUUGGAAACACGUUCGACCGCACAUAAACGUGCCCUACGUUCUCGUCACAGCCGGCAGCGAUGGCGAUACCCCCCAAAUCAAACCACAAUUUAUGCAAGAUCCGCUCCUCUUGAAAUGGUACGGGAACAAUCCUAAUGUGGAACCGCAUCGGGCCAAUCCCGCAUUUAUGGAAGCCUUCCAUAAGUUUCAUCCCAUGCAUUUGGGACUUUCCGGAUUCAAUCAUCCCCAACAAGAACAACACAUUUUGCCCUAUCUGCAACUGGUCAAUUUUACCAAUCCCUUUCUCAACCAAAACAAUAAAGAGCGCUGGGAUUUGGCAGCACAUCCCUUUCAAGACUUUGAUCAGGAAGUCUUUGUGCAUUUUGGCAUGACAUCGCCGCGGCGCAAAACCUUGUGGGAGAAUCUGUGUGGAAACAGCAACAAUAAGCAAGGUGUAUCGUGCAACCAAAACACGGCCAAUUUGAAUGUUCGCACGAUUUAUUCCGACAUGUCCCGCUACCGGUUUGGACUCAGUCCUCCAGGACAAGGGUGGGAUUGUUAUAGAACCUACGAAAUGCUCUUGUUGGGAGUCAUUCCCAUUGUGGACGAUCGGGGGCCCGUCAAUCGACAGAUGUUUGACGGACUUCCUGUUGUGUUUAUAAACAAACUGGCAGAACGAGCCGAAACACUCACCCAACAAGAUAUUGCGGCGGCCAUUCGAUUUUACAUUUCCAGCGACGAAUUCCAAAAGGCCGACUUUUCCAAGGGCUGGGAACGACUCUUUUUGCAAUACAAUCGACAACAGUUGUUGAAGGAUACGGGUCGUGACAAGGAAAUUCUGACCGACGAGCAAGGGAACAUGUACUACCAAGCCUAUCAAUACACGAUUCGGAAGGGGUCCGAGGAGCAACCACCCUCCGAGUUUUUCUGUUUCGAGGAAAAUAGUUGUUUGUCGCCAGAGGAGCGACAAGAAAUCCCCGCGUAUAUUCGACAAAAUCAGGACGAUUGGUAUCAAAAGCCAGUGGCGCCACUGGAGGGAGACGACCAACGUUUCCUGGAUCAAUGGCAGGAACUCAGCAAGGGACGUCUGGACCAACCAGUUCCGGGUCAAAUUUCGAGGGCUGCGGCGGAGCAAGCUUGUGCCCAUUGGAACGCGCAAGAAAAACCCAUGUGCGUCUCCGACGUCAUGGCAUCGGGUGACCUCGAUAUGGCCAAAGCUGGUGGAUAUUAGCCAUGGGUGGAUAUGCAAGUAGUAAUGUAGUCACUAGCUAGCUAGACGACUUCUCCUGGGUACCGGUAUAUUAUAUAUUAUAUUGCUAGAGUUUCAGGCUCCGCAGAAGACGUAGAUGUGCGCCAUGUUGCAGUUUAUUAAGCUGUGGUCUAUCUCUUUCGACCCUUUUCGUCGUCUGCAACGUCUACGUAGAAACUGACUGGCAGGGCUCCCUGCUAAAAGUGUUAGGUUGUGCUGCAGUGUAUCCUUCAGGAGUGCUGGUGUGAUUGUCGCCGACUCUUGCACUUGUCAGCCUUG
This is a messenger RNA of Seminavis robusta, 2509 nucleotides long. The record is from the annotation of a GenBank genome assembly. NCBI's taxonomy places the organism in Eukaryota, Bacillariophyta, Bacillariophyceae, Naviculales, Naviculaceae.